This is a messenger RNA of Elgaria multicarinata webbii, 2508 nucleotides long. Its product is annotated as vomeronasal type-2 receptor 26-like. The coding region runs from base 1 to 2508 and encodes 835 amino acids. The record is from RefSeq and is a predicted model, not a curated record. Gene Ontology annotation, cellular component: plasma membrane. NCBI's taxonomy places the organism in Eukaryota, Metazoa, Chordata, Lepidosauria, Squamata, Anguidae. Gene Ontology annotation, biological process: G protein-coupled receptor signaling pathway. The transcript is spliced from 7 exons. Gene Ontology annotation, molecular function: G protein-coupled receptor activity.
AUGGCCUUAUUUCUGGCACUAGUUCUGCUGCCCCAGGUGCUCAGCAAGCAUCCCAUUGUUCCUUGUUCCACUGGAGAACCUUUUUCUAUUCUUCACAAAUAUUAUCAAUCAGGGGACCUCAUCAUUGCAGGCAUUAUGUCUCAGAUUUUUAUAUCUUCAAAUGCCAUAACCUUUAAAAACCGUCCAUUGCUGGAUCUUUCUGAUGAUCAUAUCUACUACUUUGCAAGCUGGACCUAUCUUGCCUCAUUGGAACUUCUCUCCAGACGAGGCAGAUUCAUCCCGAACUACAAGUGUGAUGUUGAGAAUAUUCCAGUAGCAGUCAUUGGGGGCCCUAACUAUGAAUUCUGUUUCCACAUGGCCGCUGUCCUGUCAUUGUACAAGAUGCCACAGCUCACCUAUGGCUCUUCUCCUAUGAGGAAUAACAAUAUCCCAAAUGUUUUCUUCAGCUGGAUGUUCCCAGAUGGAAAUCAUCAAUAUGAUGGGAUUCUGCAUUUACUGCUGCAUUUCAGAUGGACGUGGAUAGGGGUUUUGUCUCAGGAGGAUGAGAAUUCAGAGAGAUUUGUAGAGAAUGUACUUCCCACAUUUGCUAAGAAUGGAAUUUGCUUUGAUUUUAUAGAAAAAUUUCCAAAACUAACAUCUUCCAAUGACUACGAUGCAAUGCUGGAGGAAGGUUUUGAAAUCAGCAUCAGUGUAUUGACCAGCUCUGCCAACAUUGUGAUUUUGCAUGGUGAAGUGCAUACCAUGAUAACAAUGAGAACGCUACCCAAGAUCGCUGAAAUGGAGGAUAUACCAUUGUCAAUGAAGGCCAAAGUCUGGAUUAUGACAGCCCAGGUGGAUUUCACCUCAUUUUCCUUUCAAAAGAAUUGGGACAUAAAUUUCAUCCAUGGUGCUGUAUCUUUUGCAGUUCACUCAAAGGAUCUUUUAGGAUUCCAGGAAUUCCUUCUGAUGAGGAAUCCAAUCUUGGAAAAAGAAGAUGGAUUUAUCAAGGUUUUCUGGGAAGAGGCGUUCAACUGUUCUUUACCCCAUCCUUCCUUAGACAAGGAAGCUGGGGGAUUCUGCACUGGGGAGGAAAAGCUGGAGACUCUUCCCGGGUCGGUUUUUGAAAUGAGCAUGAGUGGCCAUAGUUACAGUGUCUACAAUGCUGCCUAUGCCGUGGCACAUGCUUUGCAUGCCAUGCAUUCCUCCAAACUCAAACACAGAGGAAUGGUGGAUGGCAUAAAAUGGGACCUUUUGAAUCAACAGCCAUGGCAGAUCCAGUCAUUUCUGAGAAGUGUCUCAUUCAACAAUAGUGCUGGAGAAGAUGUUUCCUUUGACCAAAAUGGGGAAUUAGUAGCUGGAUUUGAUAUUAUCAACUGGGUCACGUUCCCAAAUCAAUCUUUUCAUAGAGUUAAAGUUGGAAUGGUGAACCCACAGGCUCCCCACAAGAAGAGAUUCACCAUUCAUGAUGAUGACAUUAUUUGGCCUAGCAGGUUCAACCAGGCACAACCCCUCUCUCUAUGUAAUGAGAAAUGCCAUUUAGGUUACAGUAAGAGGAAGGAGGAAGAGAAGCCAUUCUGCUGUUAUAAAUGUGAACCAUGUCCAGAAGGAAAGAUUUCAAACCAGAAGGACAUGGAUUACUGUGUCGAAUGCCCUGGAGAUCAGUAUCCAAAUAAUAACAAGGACGGGUGUGACGUGAAAAAAAUAAGCUACUUGUCUUAUGGAGAACCUUUGGGGAUCAUUUUAGCCACUUCUGCUCUCUCCUUGUCCUUCAUCACAACUCUGGUGCUGGGAAUCUUCAUGAAGCACAAGGAGACUCCCAUAGUCAAAGCCAACAACCGGAACCUCAGCUACACUCUCCUCACCUCCCUCCUGCUCUCCUUCCUUUGUGUCUUCUUAUUCAUGGGACAACCGGAAAAGCUGCCAUGCCUCCUUCGACAAACUGCUUUCGGCAUGAUCUUCUCAGUGGCCAUUUCUUGCAUAUUGGCCAAAACCACCAUUGUGGUUCUCGCUUUCAUGGCCACCAAACCUGGCUCCAAGAUGAGGAGAUGUGUGGGGAAACAACUGGCUAGCUACAUUGUUCUUUUAUGCUCUCUCAUUCAAGUCAUGAUUUGUUGCAUGUGGCUGUCAAUCUCUCCCCCGUUUCCUCACUUUGACAUGCACUCAAUGACAAAAGAAAUUGUACUGGAAUGUAAUGAAGGUUCAACGCUCAUGUUUUACUCUGUCCUGGGCUUUAUGGGUUUCCUGGCCAUUCUCAGCUUCAGUGUCGCUUUCCUGGCCAGGAAAUUACCAGACAGUUUUAAUGAAGCCAAAUUCAUUUCUUUCAGCAUGUUGGUCUUCUGCAGUGUGUGGCUGUCCUUUGUUCCAACCUACUUGAGUACCAAGGGGAAAUAUAUGGUGGCUGUGGAGAUCUUCUCCAUCUUAGCUUCCAGUGCUGGAUUACUUGGCUGUAUUUUCUUCCCAAAAUGUUAUGUCAUUUUGCUGAAGCCUGAGUUAAACAGCAGAGGACAGCUAAAAAACAGAAACAAUUAA